AUGGCGCCACCCGCCCGUCCGGCCCCGCGGGUCAAGGAGCGGAACUCUCUCUGUCUGCCUGAGCAAGAGACAGACUUUGGUGUUUCUCCGCGUUUUCUCGAGGAAGCGAGCACGAUUGUUCCUUUGCCUUCGUCCUGCUCGUUCAGCCCCCGCUCCAGCCACCUGACUGCCAGCGCAGAAGCUGCGCUGCCCUACUACGUCUCCCUGGGCCCUUUCUCGCUUUUUCAACCUUCCACCCCUUCGCUCUCGCUGCAGCAGGCGGCCAUCUCUUCUCUCUGCACUGGCUGCUACGUGUUCCUUCUGGGCGCCGCCUUCCGGUUCACCUUCGAUUCCCCGCUGCCCAUGCAGACAGGGCAGCCGCCGAAGGACGCCAAGCUCGACGACUUGCCUUCCUCUUCGUCCCCUGCCUCGGAGAGCUCGCUGCCUCUGCCUUCUCUUCUCGCGCUUUGCAUUCGACUUUUCUAUCACGAGGCGCCGUUUUUGCUCAUCUUCCCCCUCUCCGUUGUGUGGAUCUUGAGCGGGGUCAGCGCAGGCCUCACGACGCUCUAUCUACGUCGCACCCGCGGAGGCUUUAUGCUCGCGCCGACGCUCCUCGACGUUCGCUUCCCCCGCCACGCGAGUCUCGUUCGAGACAACGACGGCCGACGGCGGAGUGAGGCCCCAUUUUCGUUUCUGUCCUCCUCACGGACGGCUUCUAAAUUAGACACGCAGAAUGCGGCUGGCGCCGAGGGAGAGGCUUUCGGCCGGCGAGCCGCCGCAGGAGAUGAAAAGACUCCGGAUUCUCACGACCUGAGAGGGCCCUCGCAUGCGUCUGCACCCGCGCUCCAGGGCAGAGGCGGGACGUCGUAUGUGCCCCCGCCGUUUCGCCAGACUCAAUCGGACCCCAGCGACAAGCUCGAAGAGUCUGGCAGCUGUGCCACGCCGGCGAUCUGCGACGCAUGUUCUGCUGCCUCGUCGCCCUCGCCUCUCCCCUCUGUAGUGCGUCGCGCACGGCCUUCCAUGUCGUCCUCCGUCGCAUGUUCCGUCACUUCGCUCGCCUCUAGACAGCCGUCGUCUUCGUCCCUGCCGCCCUGUCUGCCCGGCUCCGGGCCCAGUCGCUCCUUCGCGUCAUGUUCCUCGUCGUGCGCCUCCUCGCCGAUGGCUGAUAUGCCCGCAGUCGACGCCCGCGGCGCGCGGGACCGACCGGCGCGCGUGCGGGCGCCAGCAGGGCCCGUGCCGCCAGAGGGGAGCACAGCUGGGGCCCCCGGCCGGUCUGAGAGGGCCCCGGGGGCAGGCGACCCGCACGGCUUGGACGUCAUACAGUCUCCAGCGCUGGCGCCCUCACAGCGAGAGCGCGGUCCUUCGUUCUUCGGCCAAGGCACGAUUUGCAGCAUGUCUUCCCUCGUGCGAAGCAGACAAGAGAGUUUCUUUGGAGGAGACUCUGUCGGGGGUUUGUCGCCGGGUGCAAGCCACUGCGAGGCCCACGAGGGGUCGUCCGCCGCCGGCCUCUCCUUCCCUUCCUCCUGUUCGUCGCUGUUCGGCGCCUCUGUCGAGAGAGGCAAGGGGGGCGGGUGGAAGCUUCGGUCCAGCGAGGGUGGCGGAGGGGCGCGAGUCCGCGGCAACGGGCGAUACGCUCCUGAAGGUCGUCGUGAAGCUACCAGACGCCGGGAGUAUGCGCAGCCGCCGGCUCUCGUCGCGUCCACGUGGCUGAGAACGCAGCUGACCGGCCUCUACGCUGCCCUCUCGUCUCGCGGACUGCCGUCCUUGCGCGACCGACUGACUGGGUGCACGGCUGCCCCGCUGCUCAGUCGCCUCCGUUCUCCCUCGGGAUUUUCCAUGGCGGUUUGUGCCAGCCUCUUUGCCUGUCUUCAAGAGCUCUUUCUGCUUCUCGCUCUUCGAGCCGAAGGCUGGAAACGCUUCGAUAUGUGGCCUGUCGUCACUUCGGUGGCCUACGCAGAACUGCCGCUCCUCGCAUUGCUCGCAUCGGUCUUCAGGGGCUCGUGGCGCCCCUGCCUUUCGGCGUCGCGUGGCGCAGGCUUGUUUCUCCUCGUAGCUGCAAACUUUUUUUUCUGUUUAUCAGCUCUGUUGCCUUCGCCUGUGAAGGUGCUUCGCGACGGCUCGCCUCUGACUCUAUCCAACUCGUCCGUCUUACUGCUGACGUCGGAGCCUUCUGCAACUCCGGUGGAGAUGGCGUCGCUCUCUGCGUUAUCGCCUCGCCUCUCCUUGACGCCUUCUGGCUUCCUGUCGGCGACGCGUGCUUCACCCUCGCGCCCGGCGUCGGCUCGCGACGCCUCAGGCGUUUCAUCGUCUUCGGCUAUGGCCGCCCUGCUGGGGAAUCGUUCGUCUGCUGCGUCUGCCUCCGCAUCUCCCACUUCCUCUGGCAUGAACUCGCCAGUUGUUGCAUCUUCUUUUACUUCUGCCUCCUCGUUCCCCUCUUCUCGCCUUCGUCACUUUCUGUCAUCACCCCCUUCACCUUUGUCGGGGCCUCCUGCGCCUCCAACCGGCGGCCUCUCGCCGUCCUCUCUUUCGCCGUCUGCGGCCUCUUCACAACUACCGUCUGGUGCAGCCGCUUUAGGCUUGCCAGCUCCGCUAUCUGUGGGAAAUCUUUCUGAGCUGCCACGUGGCGUGACGCUGAGUCACACGAAGGUCUUCUCUCGACGCGACCUGGAGAGUUUGCUGAGCAACCCGCUUGACCAGAUCGGUGCCGCAGCGGCAUCCUUUAUUCCGACAGCGGACGUCGCCCCCGGUGAAGGCGAAAUACCUGGCACAGAGACGGACAUGAGCGAUAUGGGGGGUGGAGGUGCAAGCCUGCGACGCGGCCGGCAGCGUAGAGAAGACACGAAUUCGCGUGGCAAGCCGGACGCGGCAUGUGCGUCGUCUCGCUCUAACGCCGCCCAAAGCGGCGACGCACAGCACCACAACCUUGAGAGUCACGCCGUCGCCAUUGUUUUGGCCGUCGGCGCCCUAGGCUGUUCUCUCCUGGCCAGUCUCUCCCUUGCGCAAGCGCUUCACUCGGGGCUAUCCGUGGUGACCGCGUGCGUUCUCCGCUUUUUCACCCAGGGCGUCGUAGGCGGCCUUGGGCUCGUUUACGGCCUGGUCUGGGGCAGCCUCGUGAACGGCGAGGGGCUCUCGGAUGCCACAAGCCUCGCGUCCCCUCUGGCAGCGAGUUUUGCAUGUAUCGGUGCGGGCGUGCUUGGCGUCGGGGCUGCGGUCACGUUCUCAAAGAGUGUGGCGCUAUCCUCGCUCAUGUUGAGCAGCGAUAUCCGCGGUCUCUGCUGGACAUUCGUCGCCUUCCUCGUCCUCGUCGUGUACCACGCGUCGCUUUCGGUCGCUGUUUCGCUUCCUCUGUUGCUCGCGCUGGUGGGGUCCGCUCUGUUUUGGUGGGGGAGCAUGCGCAUGCAGUUCUGCAGCGAGACGACGAGGUAUCGCCUCGUGGUACCCGGAAACUUGGGAUAUCCGGGGUCUGGGGGCGCCCGGAUCGAGAGCGGUUUCUCCGGGUCUCUGGGCGACGGCCUGCUGAAAGACAACACGCCUGAGGGCGACGCACAACACGAACGAAGAAGCGACGCGGCUGAUCACCCGCGCAGGGAUGAUCACUCCUUCGCCUACGACGCCGCCGAUGACGACGAGGAGCAAGGCUGGUAUAGGCGUGUCUCGUCGCGGCAAGCGGAGGAGUGCAAGCAAACAGAGGAGUCGCUCCGGUACUGCACAGAAGACCUGGAAGACAACGACGAUUCAGCCAUUGAGCGCUGCGACACCUGCAGCGAACCGCUGAAGGAGGACGUGCUGCUAGUGCGCACGCGCUCCCGCGUGCCGGUCGGUUUGUCGGGCGACCCCGGACGUCUAGCCGUUCUCGAUGAGAGUGCGUGUUGCGAAGAGCCGGACGACGAGUGCGACGAAUUGUCUCCGUGA
This is a messenger RNA of Besnoitia besnoiti, 3891 nucleotides long. RefSeq lists its product as uncharacterized. Bases 1 to 3891 code for a protein of 1296 amino acids. NCBI's taxonomy places the organism in Eukaryota, Apicomplexa, Conoidasida, Eucoccidiorida, Sarcocystidae. The record is from RefSeq and is a predicted model, not a curated record. The transcript is spliced from 8 exons.